CGGGCGAUGACGCGCACGGGCCAUGGGGCAGACGCUGUGCGUCUGCUCCCGCGGCACCGUCAGCCUCGGGGGAGCGCGGUACCUCCUGCUCCACCGCCUGGCAGAGGGGGGCUUCAGCUAUGUGGACCUGGUGGAGGGGCUGCGGGAUGGGCGCUUCUACGCCCUGAAGCGCAUCCUGUGCCACGACAAGGAAGACCGCCAGGCCGCCCUCCACGAGGUGGAGAUGCACGGCCUCUUCGACCACCCCAACAUCCUGCGCCUGGUGGCCCACUGCAUGGUGGAGAAGGGUGCCAAGCACGAAGCCUGGCUUCUCCUGCCCUAUGUGAAGGGGGGAACCCUCUGGAGAGAGGUGGAAGCACUGCGAGAGAAAGGCACCUUCAUGCCAGAGCAACGGAUCCUUCACAUCCUCCAUGGGAUCUGCCGUGGGCUGCAAGCCAUCCACAGCAAGGGCUAUGCACACAGGGACCUCAAGCCCACCAAUGUGCUGCUGGAUGAGGAUGACCAACCUGUGCUGAUGGACCUGGGCUCCAUGAACCAAGCUCGCAUCGAAGUCAACAGCUCUCAUGAGGCCAUGGCUGUGCAGGACUGGGCUGCCCAGCGCUGCACCAUCUCCUACCGUGCCCCUGAGCUCUUCACAGUGCCGAGCCAGUGCGUCAUAGAUGAGCGUACAGAUAUUUGGUCCUUAGGCUGUGUGCUGUACUGCAUGAUGUUUGGAGAGGGCCCCUAUGAUGCCAUCUUCCAGAAGGGUGACAGUGUGGCUCUGGCAGUUCAGAACCCCCUCACGUUGCCCUCCACAACCAGGUACUCGGCUGCCUUGCAACACCUGCUCUUCUCCAUGAUGACAGUGAACCCCCAGGAGAGACCCAGCAUAAAUGAAGUCCUCCACCAACUAGAGGGGCUGCAACCAGCACCGGUGGGACAGGACACCACACAGAUCUGAUCCCAUCCCCUUCCAGUGGUGAUGCUGGCUGAACCAGGGGAAAAGCAGCUGCCCUAAUCCCUGCUGCCCUGCAGGCCUGUUGCAGAGGGGAUUGAUGCCCUGGGGGAGAGCUGCUGCUCUGUGCCAGAGGUGUGUUGGAUUUGGAGUGUUCUGUGCCCUGGAUGUUGCUGCCUGGGCCUUGGUCUGAGCCCCUGAGCUGUGGAUAAUGUGAUCUGCUGCUAAACGUGGGUCCCUUGCCAGCUGCUACCUUCCCUGGGGGUAGCAGAAGAGGAUGUUGUGGGACGCCUCCUGGGGAUGGGAGCUGCUGUUCUGCAGCUCUGUGUCCCAGGAGGGUUGUUCCUAAGGGUCGGAUCCCGGUGCUGUGUUGGAGGGAGGCAGAGGAAGUGCCCACUCUGCUACUGCUCUUGGCACCGAUGUGGCCUUGUGUUUGAAGUAAAGUAUGUUCUUGCAGA
Parus major (Great Tit) is the source of this 1392-nucleotide messenger RNA. It is a transcript of the gene STK16, whose product is annotated as serine/threonine kinase 16. Gene Ontology annotation, cellular component: Golgi apparatus; cytoplasm. Bases 23 to 940 code for a protein of 305 amino acids. The record is from RefSeq and is a predicted model, not a curated record. The transcript is spliced from 7 exons. Gene Ontology annotation, molecular function: protein serine/threonine kinase activity; ATP binding. NCBI's taxonomy places the organism in Eukaryota, Metazoa, Chordata, Aves, Passeriformes, Paridae. Gene Ontology annotation, biological process: protein phosphorylation.